Molecule: messenger RNA, 1023 nt
Organism: Lathyrus sativus (Indian pea)
Lineage: Eukaryota; Viridiplantae; Streptophyta; Magnoliopsida; Fabales; Fabaceae
Source: the annotation of a GenBank genome assembly
AUGAUUACAUCUUGGAACAUGAGGGGGCUGAAUAAAUUGGGGAUGUUAAAGGAGAUUAGCUCCCGUCUCUUUAAUCUUCACCCUAAGAUUGCAAUCUUACUAGAGACAAGAGUUAAGCAUGACAAGGCGAGAAAAAUCAGAGAUCAGCUUAACCUCAAAGGACAAUAUCUUGACAAUUACAAAGAACAUUACAAUGGCAGAAUUUGGAUCUACUGGGAUGAGAGACAAUGUGAUGUCAGAGUGAUAAAAUGCACAUCACAGAUGAUACACUGUGGUAUCCAUGAUGUAAAUGGAGUAUUCCAAACCUGGAUGACAACUAUCUAUGCGCUGAACCAACUUGAGCAAAGAAGGAAACUGUGGGAAGACUUGAAACAAAUUCAUGACAGCCAACAGGGCCCUUGGUUCCUUAUGGGCGAUUUCAACAAUGUAACUAAAUCUAUGGACAGAAUAGGUGGGAACCUGGUGACUGAAAGAGAGUUUGAAGAUCUCAGAAGCUUGAUGGAUUAUGCUGGCCUGUUUGAGAAGGAUAGCACUGAAGACUAUUUUACCUGGAUAAAUAAACACUCUAUAGGUACCAUUUAUUCAAAAAUUGACCAUGUUCUUGGUAAUAUAGAUUGGCUGCAGGGAAAUAUUGAUUUGAAGUUGGAGAUUCUCCCUCCUAGUAUCUCUGAUCACUGCCUUUUAGGUUUGAAUGCUGUGAAGAUUAACAGAGCAGUACAAACAAAAUUCAAAUUUACAAAUAGUGUGGUGAAGAUAUCAGAUUAUCAUGACACUGUCAAACAGAACUGGAACAAAGAGAUUACUGGCAGACCCAUGGCUAGACUGUGGUAUAAAUUGAUGAGAUUGCAAGCUCCCCUAAGUAGACUGAGCAAACAGUUUUCAAACCUCCAGGAGACCAUUGUUCAAGCAAGGAAUGAUUUACUACAAACCCAGGAAAGUCUCAUAAUGGACAUAAUGAAUACUGAGAUCAUUGAGAAAGUUAAAACCUGUACUGAUGUAUUGACCCAUCUGCAAGAACUUUAG